Conger conger (European conger) is the source of this 1102-nucleotide messenger RNA. Its product is annotated as L-serine dehydratase/L-threonine deaminase-like. Gene Ontology annotation, molecular function: L-serine ammonia-lyase activity; pyridoxal phosphate binding; threonine deaminase activity. The transcript has 8 exons. NCBI's taxonomy places the organism in Eukaryota, Metazoa, Chordata, Actinopteri, Anguilliformes, Congridae. The record is from RefSeq and is a predicted model, not a curated record. Gene Ontology annotation, biological process: L-threonine catabolic process; L-serine catabolic process.
ACGAGAGAGGAUCCGUACGACUGAUGAGAGAGGGUUACCUCAGUUCAUCUUCCCACUACUCAGUCCAGCCAUGAACUCCCAGGGCCCCCUGCAUGUGGCCACCCCCCUGAGGGAGAGCCUGCCUCUGUCCCGGCUAGCCGGGACCCCCAUCUACCUCAAACUGGACUCCUCCCAGCCCACCGGCUCCUUCAAGAUCCGCGGUAUCGGACACCUCUGCAAGACCUGGGCUGAACGAGGCUGCGAACGAUUCGUCUGUUGCUCAGGGGGCAACGCUGGCAUGGCCGCCGCCUACUCCGCUCGGUGCCUCGGGGUGCCCGCCACCAUCGUGGUUCCCGUGGUGACGCCCACCUUCACCGUGCAGCGGCUGAAGGACGAGGGGGCCACGGUGCUGGUGCACGGACAGGAGCUGAAGGAGAGCAUCGAGUACGGUCAGCAGCUAGUCGCCAACAACGCCGGCUGGGUGUUCAUCUCCCCGUACGACAACCCGCUCAUCUGGGAGGGCCACAUGUCUCUGGUCCAGGAGCUGCAGUCGGAGCUGGAGGUGAAGCCGGGGGCGGUGGUGCUGUCGGUGGGGGGAGGGGGGCUCCUCUGCGGGGUGGUGCAGGGCCUCCGUCAGGCCGGCUGGGGGGACGUCCCCGUCAUCGCCAUGGAGACCGUGGGGGCCCACAGCCUGAAUGCUGCCAUGGAGAAAGGGGAGCUGGUCACCCUCCCCAAAAUCACCAGUGUGGCCACCACGCUGGGUCUGAAUUGCGUGGCGGCUCAGGCACUGAAGCUGGCUCAGGAGCACGAGGUCUUCUCCCAGCUGGUGAGCGACCAGGAGGCCGUGGAGGCUGUGGAGCGGUUCGCGGAUGAUGAGAAGAUCCUGGUGGAGCCGGCGUGUGGCGCCGCCCUGGCUGCAGUGUACAGCAGUGCUCUGAGCCGCCUGCAGCAGCAGGGGAAGCUGGGGCAGAACCUGGGCCCGGUGGUGGUGGUGGUGUGUGGGGGCAACAACAUCAGCUUGGGGCAACUACACAAGCUCAAGGAGCAGCUGGGAAUGUCCAGCUAAACCACCCCAAAACUACCCCCCAUGGACCAUCUGCCCCUCUUACCCAAUACCCCAUAG